AUGUCCCAGGUCGCCAUCGGAAUCAACGGCUUCGGCCGUAUCGGACGCAUCGUCUUCCGCAACUCGGUCGUCCACAACACGGCCAACGUCGUUGCCAUCAACGACCCCUUCAUUGACCUCGAGUACAUGGUCUACAUGCUCAAGUACGACUCGACCCACGGCGUCUUCAAGGGCGAGGUCUCGCACAAGGACGGCAAGCUGAUUGUCAACGGCAAGUCGAUUUCCGUCUUUGCCGAGCGCGACCCCACUGCCAUCCCCUGGGGCAAGGUCGGCGCCCACUACGUCGUCGAGUCGACGGGUGUCUUCACCACCAUUGACAAGGCCUCGGCCCACAUCAAGGGCGGCGCCAAGAAGGUCGUCAUCUCUGCGCCCUCGGCCGACGCGCCCAUGUACGUGUGCGGCGUCAACCUCGACUCGUACGACCCCAAGGCCGAGGUCGUGUCCAACGCCUCGUGCACCACCAACUGCCUCGCCCCGCUCGCCAAGGUCAUCAACGACAAGUUUGGCAUCGUCGAGGGCCUGAUGACGACGGUCCACGCCACCACGGCCACCCAGAAGACGGUCGACGGCCCCUCGGCCAAGGACUGGCGCGGAGGCCGCGCCGCCAGCGCCAACAUUAUCCCCUCGAGCACCGGCGCCGCCAAGGCCGUCGGCAAGGUCAUCCCCAGCCUCAACGGCAAGCUGACCGGCAUGGCGUUCCGCGUCCCCACGACCAACGUCUCGGUCGUCGACCUCACCUGCCGCCUCGACAAGGGCGCCAGCUACGACGAGAUCAAGAAGGAGAUCAAGCGCGCGUCGGAGAACGAGCUCAAGGGCAUCCUCGCCUACACCGAGGACGCCGUCGUGUCGCAGGACUUUGUCGGCCACCCGGCCUCGUCGAUCUUUGACGCCGCCGCCGGCAUCGCGCUCAACGACAACUUUGUCAAGCUCGUGUCGUGGUACGACAACGAGUGGGGCUACUCGAACAGGUGCCUCGACCUCCUCUGCUUCAUGGCCCAGAAGGACGGCUCCGCGUAG
This is a messenger RNA of Pseudozyma flocculosa PF-1, 1017 nucleotides long. RefSeq lists its product as uncharacterized. The transcript has 3 exons. The record is from RefSeq and is a predicted model, not a curated record. Lineage: Eukaryota; Fungi; Basidiomycota; Ustilaginomycetes; Ustilaginales; Ustilaginaceae. Gene Ontology annotation, molecular function: NADP binding; NAD binding; oxidoreductase activity, acting on the aldehyde or oxo group of donors, NAD or NADP as acceptor. The coding region runs from base 1 to 1017 and encodes 338 amino acids. Gene Ontology annotation, biological process: glucose metabolic process.